AGACAUUCUUAGUGGGAAGAAUGUCUCACAAGGUCUCAGACCCUUGCCAAAUCUGGGGCCGUGUAACAGCAGCUGACCCCAAGCGUGCUACGCUUCCACAGUGAUUCUCCUUCUCUGCCACAAUGAAGGCCUGGACGAUGGUAUUCUGGGUGUGUCAGCUGGGGUUCCUGUCUCUGGUGUUGCAGGCGUGCUGUGAGCGACCUGUGACCUGCCAGUGGGCCCCCUUUGGAGACUGGUCCGAGUGUGAUGGCUGCACGAAAACCCAGGUGCGGACACGGCCGGUCCAGGUAUAUGCCCAGUUUGGGGGCAUGCCAUGCUCAGGGGAGCCCGUACAGUGGCAAAGCUGCAAUGGCAGAGGCUGCCCCCUGGAGGAGGGCUGUGGAGAGCGUUUCCGCUGCAGCUCAGGGCAAUGCAUCAGCUCUACAUUGGUCUGCAAUGGAGACCAAGACUGUGAAGAGGACGGUUCUGAUGAGCAGAACUGUGAGGAGUCCACUGCCACCAGGGUGUGUGACAUGGAGCGGGUUCCCCCCAAUGCCGAGCUCACUGGAAGAGGGUUCGAUAUCCUCACGGGUUUGCUAAGGGGCAGUGUGAUCAACACGAAGAGCUUCGGUGGUCAGUGCAGGAAGGUAUUCAGUGGCGAUCUGAGGUCCUUCUAUAGGCUGCCCAGAAGCCUUAUCAGCUAUACCUUUCAGGUCAGGACUGAUAAUGAUUUUAGUGAUGAAUUUUACAGCAGCUACUGGUCCUAUGUCAAAGACAUCAAUAAAAGAUCAGAGUUAAACCAAGGACACCAUUACGAGACAUUCCAUGAUGAAGAGCUUAAAACAAAGGCCCACAGGAUGAUGGUGAUCAAGAACCAGGUGGAAGUGGCUCAGUUCCAGAACUCUCCACCCGAGUACCUGACUCUGUCCGACGAAUUCUGGAAAGCGUUAGCGUCCCUCCCCACCACGUAUAUUUACCCUGCUUACCGCAAGCUCAUCGAUGACUACGGAACCCACUUCCUUUCCGAGGGCUCACUUGGGGGCCGGUACCAGGCCUUGCUGUACCUCGACGCAGAAACCAUAAACAAAAUGAGUUCUAGCAGCACCGAUUUCCAUGAGUGCAUAAUGAAAACACGCAGGAUUCUGUUCAUCAAAUGGAGCACGACCAAGUGCAAGUCUAUCGUAAAUGCAUUCAAGCAAGUCAAUGGAUUCGACAAAGCAGACAAGUUUACGCUAAGCCCCAUAACGGGGGGAAGCCCUGCUUUCAUUGCUGGGCUCAGUGUGCUUAAUUUGGAGGAUCCCGAGGCAAACUGGAACAUGUACACCAAAUGGGCAGGCUCCGUGAAGGACUUCCCCACGGUCAUCAACCAGAAGCUGAGGCCUCUCCAUGAGUUGGUGAAGGAGGUUCCAUGUGCUGGCAUAAAGAAGCUCCACCUGAAGAGGGCCCUGGAGGAGUAUCAGACACAGAAGGACCCAUGCCACUGUCAGCCCUGCCACAACAACGGGCAACCGCUGCUGAGAGGCACCGUCUGCAGCUGCGUCUGCAAGCCGGGCACGUCGGGCUCCGCCUGCGAGCACGGGACGUCUGUGGAGGAUGGGCCAGGUGUGAUCCAUGGAGACUGGACCUGCUGGUCUGCCUGGAGUUCCUGCUCCCAAGGUCGGAGGUCGAGAUCUCGGACAUGCAGCAAUCCACAUCCAAAUAUGGGAGGUAAGGCCUGCAAUGGCCUGCCAGUGGAGCACACGGCCUGCGAGGAUGAGGACUUUGAACACCUGCGUACAAUGGAACCUCAUUGUUUUGAUUCAUCUCUUUCACCAACCAAGUCUUGUAAGAAUCCACCUCAUUUAAGAAAUGGCUUUGUGCUGGCUCCACACAACAUCUAUCCAGUUGGAAGUAAGAUUGUGUACGCCUGCAUCGAGGGAUACCACCUUAUCGGGGAUGCAGUGGCGGAAUGCGGCGAGGACCUGAUGUGGAUCCGCUCAAAGCAGGAAUGCCAGAGCACUGUAUGUGGGCCACCACAGCUUCUGCAGAACGUGAUAGGCAGCCCCUGGAAACUGACCUAUGAGAUCGGAGAGAUGAUAACGCUGUCCUGCUCACCGGGAAAACAGCUGGAGGGCAAUUCGGAGAUCCUGUGUGAUUCCAGUCUGAACUGGUCACCACAAGAAACUGCACGGUGUAGCACAUUACCUACAGAAGCCGCACGGACAGUUGUGCAGUGUGAGCCUUGGGAGAAGCUGGCAAAGGACAAAUGUGUCUGUAAAAUGCCUUAUGAGUGCAAGUCCUCUUUGGAAGUGUGCGCGUGGAACCAGCGGGGAUCGGCGGACCGACUGACCAUUUGCAAGAUGCAGGCGCUGAAGUGUCUGGGCCGGGAGUAUGCCCUGGCCGAGGACAGCGCCUGCACGUGGCCCACCCCCAAGUCCGUAUCCUGUCCUGGCUGCCAAAUGUGGGAGAGAUGUGACGAGCGCACAAAUCUGUGCGUGUGCCGGGAACCUGGGAGCUGCGCGGAGACGGGGUCCCUCAUAUGUGCCAGGACUGGGGAGGGAGCCCCCGCCAUGACGAUGACGGAAUGCGAGGCGGGGCUGAGGAGCUGCAGGAAGGAGACGCUCAUUGUAGUGAGCCUGCAGAAAUGUGACUCUUGAGGGCUCUUCAGAAAUAAACCAGACUUAUUUCCAUAAAUGAAAAUACUUCAUUAUGUUUCAAAAUCCUCAUUUAUAAACAUGUACCUGGCUUUGUGAUAGCAUGAGCAAUUAAGUGAGAAUUUGCAUAUAAAAUAAAGUAGAAAAUUCUCCCA
Molecule: messenger RNA, 2767 nt
Organism: Brienomyrus brachyistius
Lineage: Eukaryota; Metazoa; Chordata; Actinopteri; Osteoglossiformes; Mormyridae
Gene: c7a
Product: complement component 7a
Exons: 18
Coding region: 123-2615 (830 amino acids)
Biological process (GO): immune response
Cellular component (GO): membrane attack complex
Molecular function (GO): protein binding
Source: RefSeq, a predicted model, not a curated record